Molecule: messenger RNA, 339 nt
Organism: Alternaria postmessia
Lineage: Eukaryota; Fungi; Ascomycota; Dothideomycetes; Pleosporales; Pleosporaceae
Exons: 2
Coding region: 1-339 (112 amino acids)
Source: RefSeq, a predicted model, not a curated record
AUGCUCACACUCCUGCUCCCCAUCUUCACCACACUCCCCUCGUCACUCGCCCAAGACCAAGCCAUUUCCGACGCCGAAUCAACAGCGUCAGGAAACACGCUAAACACUUCCACGCAAGCCCCCGCAGAAGCGACCUCGGCCGCUCAAUCAGCUGCUUCGUCGAUUGCUUCCGAAGCCUUUUCUUCGGCGUUGUCGUCGGCUGCGAGUAGUAUUUCCGAAAGGGUGGCUCAGAGUCCGAGUGCGACGCCUACUACGGGUGCGGCAGGGUCUACAAAAGAUGUGCAGUUUGCUGCGGUGAUUGGUGGGGGACUAGCUGUUGCUGCUGGGUGGUUCGUCUGA